AUGGCACGACAUAGAAAAGUGGAUAGGGCCCUUCUAUCGCAAAAUGAUCCCCUCGAUUCCGCCGACCAGGAACUCAUCAUUUCGCUGCUUGCAGCCCAAAACGAUAGCAAUUUUCAGUUCUACCGCAGAGUCUUACUUUUGGCCAUUGUCGUUGAGAUUCUUCCCUUGGCCCACGCCGCCCGAGUAACUUUCACCCAAAAAGGCGUGUAUUCGCCGCUGGCUAUUAUGAUGGUUAUUCUUUCGUGCGUUUUUCUGGUGGCUAGCAUGUGGCCAGUCUGGCGUGAUUGGCGCCGCAAAGCACUUGAUUAUACUAAUAUGGCAUUGGUGGCUGGACUCUGGACUAUUCUCUAUCGUAGCGGUCUUUGCUGGCAGGAUGUAUUUGCUUUAGUUCCUGCGGCAAACCUAGGUGCAGUGGUAUUGCUUCGUCGCUGGCACAUAUCCACCAACAAGAGUGUGCAUGAUCUCCGAGACCUCACUUACAAGUUUAAAUCCGUCUAG
Messenger RNA from Clavispora lusitaniae ATCC 42720, 498 nucleotides. Its product is annotated as putative integral membrane protein. NCBI's taxonomy places the organism in Eukaryota, Fungi, Ascomycota, Pichiomycetes, Serinales, Metschnikowiaceae. The record is from RefSeq and is a predicted model, not a curated record.